Paramecium tetraurelia is the source of this 2610-nucleotide messenger RNA. RefSeq lists its product as uncharacterized. The record is from RefSeq and is a predicted model, not a curated record. Gene Ontology annotation, molecular function: protein binding. The transcript has 5 exons. NCBI's taxonomy places the organism in Eukaryota, Ciliophora, Oligohymenophorea, Peniculida, Parameciidae.
AUGGAUAUUAAUUAGAAGAGAAAAAUUAAAGUCAAAACAAUAUCUCAAUAAGUCUUUGAGUUCGAAGUACCUCAAGAUGUAUUCAAACUAAUAUAAACAUAGAUAACGAUAGCAGACUUAAAAAAAGAAAUUUUUGAGAAAUCUUAAGUUCCAAUAGAUAGAUAAAGAUUGAUCUUUUUGGGAAAGGCACUUCUUGAUAAUUAAAAAUUAAAUGAAAUAAUUAAGGAAGAUGAUCAAACAAUUCAUUUGAUGGCGAUUACUCAUCCACAAUAAACUCAAUAGCCAUAAUAAAAUUAAAAUUAAAAUCAAUAGUAACAAUAGAGGUUUUAAUUUAUGCCUGGAAUUCAAACUACUACAUAAAUCCAUAUAGGAGGAGGAGGAGGUAAUUCUUUUUAUAUUUCUGCAUUAGAUGGCUAAACAUUUAUGCCCCCAGAAUUAGCAAAUAUUCUAUCAAUGUUUGGAUCUCCAAUAAUAAGGACAUAAUAACAAUAGUAACCUCAAUAAUAAUAGGCUUAAACUACUCAAUAAGGUUAAUAAUAAUAACAAUAGUAGCAAUAAUAAUAAUAAUAAUAAUAAUAAUAAUAAUAAUAAUAACAAUAGUAGCAAUAAUAAUAAUAAUAGCAAUAAUAAUAAUAAUAGCAAUAAUAAUAAUAAUAGUAAUAAUAAUAAUAGCGAUAAUAAUAAUAGUAAAAUUUACCAAAUUAAUCUACACCUACUAGAUAAUAACAACCAAUACCUUAAUAAUAAAACCAACCAUAAUUAUAAUAAGUAACUUUAUUGCCAAAUGACUAAUCUGGUGUUGGAGUCCUUCUUCCUACAGAACACAUUCAAUCACUAAGUAGAGUGCUGGGCAAUUUUUAUUAAUCUUCAUUACUUGGAUUAUAAUUUUAAUUGCCCUAAAUGACAGAGCAUAGAAAUAACAUUACAGUCUUAGGUCAUUAUAUUCAUUAAUUGUGCUAUGUUCUUUAAAGAUCUUUACCAAUUUUGUAAAGAGUGUCAGAUCUUUUAAUGAGGGAACCAUUUUUAACUUCUGAAACAUAAAGAAAAGAGACAAUGCAAUUAAGUAGAGACUCUGCAUCAGUUGUCUAAUCAAUAAAUAGAAUGACUAGUGAUUUAUAUUCUGCUUUGCUUCGAUUUUUAGAUCUUGGAUCUGCUCCAGGAUAAUUUUCAUUAUAGGUACCAAACUAAUUAAUAGCCCACAAUCAUCACCACCGUCAUCAUCAUGGAAUUAUCAAUGUAUAACAUUAACAUAUUGCCAGAAAUCCAUAAUAAUAAUAAUAAAAUCAAUAAGCUUAAUAAUAACGGGCAAACUAAUAAUAAUAACCAUAAUCGACUUAGUAAUCAUAAUCAACAUAAUAAUCUUAAUCAUAAUCAACAUAAUAACAACAACAAUAACCUUAAUAAAAUUUGUUUAACUCAUUAGGAUAGAUUUUAAAUUAAUUUUCAUAAAAUCAAAAUUUAUAAUAAAAUAAUUAACCAUAGAUGCAGGUUGAAUAAUAAGGGGAUUAGAUUAUUAUAGAUGCUUAAGUUUUAGAGAUUGAUGCAGGAAGUGAAUCAGAAUCAAAUUAAGCAGGAAAUUAAUAAUAAAAUAACAAUCCUUUAAAUGCUAUCAAUAAUUUAGUGAACAACAUAAUUAACUUAGAAUAAUAGUAAAAUUAAUUUUAACCACAACAAUAAUUUGGAUCUGAGCAAUAAUCUUAACCUUAAGGUCAAAAUUAAUAACCCCAAUAGCAAUAGAGUACCCAGAACGUACCUUAAUAAGCACAAUCGAUUAUGUCUGGUUUACUUGGAAAUCUAGGGCUAGGAGGUCAACAAGGAGGAGCCAAUUUAUUAACUAUGACUUUACACGAACUUAUGAUGUAAAAUUAUUCAAAUCAAAUGGAAGAUGGUGAAAUAGAAAUUUUAUAAAUAUUUUCUUAAGUUAAAAUAGGGGAUAUAAUGGCUGCAUAGUUCUCAGGCAACUAUUCAUUUUUGGAUGGAUAACAAGGAAGCAUUAAAGAAAAUUUACAUAAUUUAAUAAGCAAAAAUGAAGGAAGAAUAGAAUUAAUAGAAAAAAUAGCAAAUUCCUUUUUAUCUACAGUAGUUCCUAAAGGAAGCGAUUAGCAUUUAUUAAUCGAAGGAUUUGAACCAAGAAUUACAGCUUCUGAAGCUCUUGUAAAACAUAUUAAAUAAUUUUUCUUAAUAAUUGAAAAGGACUAUACAAAUAGUGUUGAAAAGUUUAGUGAUGCAAUAGUCAGUCAAUUCUUUAAAAUGAUUGGAGAAACUGCUUAUGAAGUUUCAGAAGGAUUAGUCCAUGGUCUUGAUGAUUACAAACUAGUUAUAUAGGCAAACCUUUAGGAGUUAUUAAGAAAAUCUGUUGGCCAAGAAAUGGCUAUGAUGUUUAGUGGUAUGCUGUUUAUGAUGCUAUGGGGCAUGAUAGAAAGGUCCUAUAAUUAACAUAAAAAAUCUCUUGAAUAAUAGCAAUCGAAGAUAUAAUAAGAAGAAGAGUUAAAUGAGGAAUAAUUGUUGAAGGAGAUUAAUGAGGCUAGUUAAGCAUGCAAAUAAAAUAGCCAAAUUAAUUUUUCUAAUGAGUAUAAAAAAGGAGAUCCAGACUAUAAAGAUUUUGAUUGA